Lutra lutra (Eurasian river otter) is the source of this 2601-nucleotide messenger RNA. RefSeq names its product DDB1 and CUL4 associated factor 16 (gene DCAF16). Lineage: Eukaryota; Metazoa; Chordata; Mammalia; Carnivora; Mustelidae. The transcript has a single exon. The record is from RefSeq and is a predicted model, not a curated record. Gene Ontology annotation, cellular component: Cul4-RING E3 ubiquitin ligase complex. The coding region runs from base 263 to 913 and encodes 216 amino acids.
UGGUAAGUGACUUAACACUUUUACACACUGAACUGGUCCUGAGAACUGAGAUGUCUUCUUUGUAAGUGAAGAAUAUACAACAUAAUCUUGAAGAACUGCACAGUGUGAUAAUGAGCCAAAGGCAUACUGUGUGUGUGUAAUGGACUGACAAGAUAAAUCUUGCUGAAGGAUUUUUCCACCUUUUGUUUCUAUUUGCUAGUUUUAGUCAAUAUUUUGCUGGCUUAGAUUGUUACCUUUUUCUAGUUUCUUCUGUUCUAAUCUAAUGGGUCCCAGAAAUCCCUCUCCUGACCCCUUAUCAGAAUCAGAAAGUGAGGGAGAAGAAAACACUAACUACCUAAAUGAGAGUUCUGGGCAAGAGUGGGAUUCCUCUGAAGAAGAAGACCCUGUGGUGCCCAACCUCACACCUCUCGAGAGUCUUGCCUGGCAGGUUAAGUGCCUUUUAAAAUACUCUAUAACUUGGAAACCUUUAAAUCCUAAUUCCUGGUUAUAUCACGCUAAACUCUUGGAUCCAAGCACACCGGUCCAUAUACUUCGAGAAAUAGGUCUAAGACUCUCCCAUUGCUCCCAUUGUGUACCCAAACUGGAACCCAUUCCUGAAUGGCCUCCUCUGGCUUCUUGUGGAGUCCCACCUUUUCAAAAGCCCCUUACAAAUGCCAGUCGGCUUUCUAGAGACCAUGCCACUCUUAAUGGAGCACUGCAGUUUGCCACCAAACAGCUAAGUCGAACAUUGAGUAGGGCCACUCCCAUACCUGAAUACCUAAAACAGAUCCCUAAUUCAUGUGUUUCUGGUUGUUGCUGUGGCUGGUUAACUAAAACAGUUAAGGAAACAACCCGCACUGAGCCCAUCAACACUACAUACUCGUACACUGACUUCCAGAAGGCAGUUAACAAACUCUUAACCACAUCACUCUAAAGACCCACCAUUUGUUCUGAUCUCUCUCGUAUUGCUGAUUGAGGAAGGAAGUACAAAGUCACACAUACCACAGUUGAGAAACAAAUGCCUUUUCAACCAAACCAUGCCCUAUCCUAACAAGCCCGUAAGUACUACCAAGUAUAAUGGUCCCAUAACUCAGCUAUAGAAAAUGCAUGGUGAGCAUGCCCUUUGACAGACCCUGUGGAUAAAAAGAGAACUUCAGUAGAAAAUUAGACCAAAGGGACCAUAUUACAAGAGUUAGGUAGACUCUUGUCCCACUCAGUUCCCCCACCAAUUUGUUCUGCCUCUCUGAAUGGACUCUUGACCUGAUGUCUCAUUGUGAACAGAAAGGAAUAAGUAGUAGCUCCCUAUCCCUUUUGUUACCUAACCUUCAGACUAGCCAGUGGGGAAAGAAGGAACUUAGCUACUCCCAAUAACACCUCUCUGAACAUACUCUUUUCUACCAUUAGUGUCUGUGAGACAGUUGUAUGAAUUUGAAUUCCCUAGACAAAAGAAAAUGGUGGGGCUAUGGAUUUAUCUCCCAGCUUUUAUACAGAUAGGCUAUAUAUGGCACCCUUUAGGGUUCCUGUUUUGGGGGGAGGGAGUGCAGUUUCAAACCUAGGCUGCAUUUCUUCAGGCCUGUUAUAUAGUACCUGCAGUUAGAGUAUAAACCUUUAUACCAUAGGUUCCCACCAUGUUGUCUCUAGCUACAUUGGCCUAAAGAUUGCAACCAGGGGUUAAACAAACACCUGUUCUGCAGGGAAUAGGUUUCCCGCAUCUUGGCAUUCAGACUUUAGUCAAUAGCACAUCACAUUUUAAAAGACCAAUGGGAAAAGGAUUAAGGGCAUUUAUGCUUUCAAUAUUAACUGCUAGUGAAUUAAAAUAUUUCAUCUGUAUAAUGUUCUCAGCAGUACUUUAUGCACUGUUUACAUCCAUAGAAAUUUCAGGAAGUCUUCUAACUUUAAAGAACUUACCACUAUAGUAUAUCUAUCAGAAGUUGGAGCUUUUAGCUUCAUUGUUUUUCUACAUAGAUCAGCUUCAGAUUUUCUUCUAGCUCAAUAAGGAAGAGAAUGUACCCUUGUUAAUGAAUCUUGAUGCAUUUAUUUAAAUGAAUCAAAACAUAGAAAUCAUACAUAAAAGAAGAUGUAUGGGACCAAUAAAUCUUUUCACACGUCUACCAUAGAAUAAAACCUGUGUGUGUAAUCCUGGUUGACUGGGCAUCUAAAAGGAAUCAGAAUAUAGAUUGUUAAAGAUCCUAUAUCCUUUCAUUUUACUUUUACUUUUUCCUGUUCUCCAUAAUUAAGUACUGUAUAUGAUGUGGCAUGAAAAAAAAUGGAAGCAUUAAUGACAUCACAAAUUCUAUACAUGUAUGGCAACUUUAGGAGAGAGGAGAAUGUUUAUAAUCCAAUGAAUAUUUCUACUGAGCCUUAGUUCUCAUGUCUUAAGGAAAAAAGAGGGACUUGUAGUAGGUAGAAAAGAUAUUUGUUAAUGGAAAGUUACUGAAAAACCAUAUCAUACUGUUAGUGUAACUGAAUGUAUCAGAAACUGUUCCUAUGUAUAGAUGUUCUGUGAAAUUGGGUUUUUAAAGUGUUAUAAGAACCUGUUCCCUUUUUUUUUUUUUAAGGGGGAGGAGGGAAGAGGUAGGGAGGUCUGAAAAUUAAAAUAUAUUGAUGUUUAUGUAACCAUAA